Odobenus rosmarus divergens (Pacific walrus) is the source of this 802-nucleotide messenger RNA. RefSeq names its product ribosomal protein S14 (gene RPS14). Gene Ontology annotation, molecular function: mRNA 5'-UTR binding; small ribosomal subunit rRNA binding; structural constituent of ribosome. Gene Ontology annotation, biological process: ribosomal small subunit assembly; maturation of SSU-rRNA from tricistronic rRNA transcript (SSU-rRNA, 5.8S rRNA, LSU-rRNA); translation. Lineage: Eukaryota; Metazoa; Chordata; Mammalia; Carnivora; Odobenidae. Gene Ontology annotation, cellular component: cytosolic small ribosomal subunit; ribosome. The coding region runs from base 293 to 748 and encodes 151 amino acids. The transcript is spliced from 5 exons. The record is from RefSeq and is a predicted model, not a curated record.
UUGCACACUGGCCCGCCUCACUCAGUUGAUGUAGCUGCUUCGUGCAGUCUCAGAGGCCGACCCGCUCGCAGCGACACCCUGCCCCUUGCCUUCUUUGGUGCUCUCUUAAGCAAACCGCCUUUACCGAGGGCGAAUCUUCAACUCCCUAGAAACACUAAAGCCGGCAUCUUCCGGGAGCCGCCCUCGUUCCGUGACCUCAGGCGUACACUUCCGGGGACGCGGACGUGACCCGUCGCCCCGCCCACUCCCGCUCUCUUUUUCCGGUAGCGGAGUCUGGAGAAGACACGCAGAAAUGGCACCUCGCAAGGGGAAGGAAAAGAAGGAAGAACAGGUCAUCAGCCUUGGACCUCAGGUAGCUGAAGGAGAAAAUGUGUUUGGUGUCUGCCACAUCUUUGCAUCCUUCAAUGACACUUUUGUCCAUGUCACCGAUCUUUCUGGCAAGGAAACCAUCUGUCGCGUGACUGGUGGAAUGAAGGUGAAGGCUGACCGAGAUGAGUCCUCUCCCUAUGCUGCCAUGUUGGCUGCCCAGGAUGUAGCCCAGAGGUGCAAGGAGCUGGGCAUCACUGCCCUCCACAUCAAACUACGAGCCACAGGAGGAAAUAGAACCAAGACCCCUGGACCUGGGGCCCAGUCAGCCCUCAGAGCCCUUGCCCGCUCAGGAAUGAAGAUCGGGCGGAUUGAGGAUGUCACCCCCAUCCCCUCUGAUAGCACCCGCAGGAAGGGGGGUCGCCGUGGUCGCCGUCUGUGAACAGGAUUCCUCAAAUUACUGUUUUCUGUUAAUAAAUUGGCUUUGUGUGAGCUA